Molecule: messenger RNA, 2098 nt
Organism: Neodiprion fabricii
Lineage: Eukaryota; Metazoa; Arthropoda; Insecta; Hymenoptera; Diprionidae
Product: acid phosphatase type 7
Exons: 8
Coding region: 192-1493 (433 amino acids)
Molecular function (GO): metal ion binding; acid phosphatase activity
Source: RefSeq, a predicted model, not a curated record
AAUCUAGUCAGUCACAAACCGAAGUUGCAUCGAAGCACCUAUAUUCUUACACUGUGACCUGUUUACAAGCCGUGCUGUCCACCUCCGUCCAAGUGACGGAGAAUAUUGGAUACGAAGUUCAUUAAUGUUAACAAUUUAGAUCCGUAGUACAGUAAACGAUACAAUUGAGUUCAAAAAACAGUACAUGCACAAUGAUUCCCACAUCAUUGAUCCUGGUUUUGGGAAUCUUGGGUUCAGCCUUAGGAAUUGUUCAGUAUCAACCGGAAGCUGUGCACAUCGCAUAUGGAGAUAAUGUGCAUGAUAUCUCCAUCACUUGGACUACAAUGGAUAAAACUCAGGAAUCCAUUGUUCAAUAUGGUAUUAAUGGUUACGCACUCACAGCCAAGGGUAAUUCAACUCCAUUUGUUGAUGGGGGUCGAAAAAAACACAAGCAAUACAUACACAGGGUAUUGCUGAAAGACUUAACACCAGGGAGUAAAUACGUGUACCAAUGCGGAAAUGAAUACGCAUGGUCAGACAUGUUUUAUUUUGUAACUGCACCGACUGACCAGGCAACAUGGGCUCCCCAAGUUGUUAUUUUUGGAGAUAUGGGUAAUGAAAAUGCACAGAGUUUGCGCAGGCUACAAGAAGAAACUCAGCGCGGUCUGUACGAUGCUGCAAUUCAUGUAGGUGAUUUUGCGUAUGAUAUGAAUACAAACAAUGCAGCUGUCGGAGAUCAGUUCAUGCGGCAAAUUGAAUCAAUUGCAGCCUAUCUGCCAUACAUGACAGUGCCUGGUAAUCACGAAGAGAAAUACAAUUUCAGUAACUAUAGAGCCCGCUUCACAAUGCCUGGAGAAUCAGAAGGCCUUUGGUACAGCUUUAAUAUGGGUCCUGUGCAUUUUAUUGGCAUUGAAACAGAAGCCUAUUAUUUUAUGAAUUAUGGAUUGAAACAGCUUGUUAAACAGUAUGAAUGGCUCGACAAUGACUUGCGCGAAGCCAAUAAACCUGAAAAUAGAGCCAAACGUCCCUGGAUCGUUACUUUUGGACACAGACCAAUGUACUGCAGUAAUGCUAACGCCGAUGAUUGUACAAAUCAUCAAUCGCUGGUCAGAGUUGGAUUGCCACUCUUCCACUGGUUCGGUUUGGAAGAUUUGUUUUAUAAACACAAAGUGGAUCUGGAAAUAUGGGCUCAUGAACACAGCUACGAACGCUUGUGGCCUAUGUAUAACUUUAAGGUGUACAAUGGAUCAUAUGAGCAACCAUACAGAAAUUACAAAGCUCCAGUGCAUAUAGUAACUGGAUCUGCUGGUUGUAAGGAAGGGAAAGAGAAGUUUAUCCCUAAUAGGCCAGACUGGUCUGCGUACCGUAGUUCUGACUAUGGAUAUACCCGUUUGAAGGCAUUUAAUACAACUCAUUUGUAUCUAGAGCAGGUAUCUGAUGACAAACAAGGAGCAGUUUUGGACCAAUUAUGGUUAAUCAAAGAUGAUUUAUGGCCUGAAUACACUCCAAAUUAAUUUUAAAGAAAUAACUGGGAUAUUAACAUACAUGCAUGAUAUUAUGUUUCCUUUGAAUUUUAUUAAUUUUGUUUUCUGUACUAGCUUUGUCAAUGAGUCAACUAUUUUGUAAUUUUUAUGAGCACUAGUACUUAUAAAAACUACACAAUAUUCUCAUCUUUGACAGAUGGUAGCACAGGAAAUAAAAUUUGUUGUAUAUGCACAUGUAGGUACUUUUUGACGCAUGAUUCUUAUUAGAGCAACUGUCAGGCUCAAUCUUUUAUCAUGCUGGAGGUAGCCUCGCAUGUACAGAAAGUGUGGUGGAGGAGUGAGAUAGUGCAGUAUGCUAUGUAUACAACCUGAUUCGCCGAUACGUUUCCUUUCAGCCAAUGAAAUACCGUGUGAGUGAGCCGGAGUUUCCAAGUAACCCGGUAAUAUAUCGCGCUCGUAUCACACGGCCACAAUUUUCGCGAGAUUGACAGCAUGGGUAGCUACAUCCAGUAGUAUAUGCUCUAAGGUCUCAAUGUAAAAUAACGUUAAAUUAAAAGUAAAAUAACUCCAAUAUGAUUCAGAUAUUCGCUUUCAAAUUUUACAUAGGAGUUUGAAAUAAAAGUGGAAACAAUUUA